AUGGAGGAGGAGCCUGCUGGAAGAGACUCUCGUAUAAUACCAACCAGCAAAAAAAAUCUGCUAGCUCAGACACUGCUGCAAUGGAGCAAGGCAGGAGUAGUACCACAUGGAGCUAUUCAAAAGGCAGCAACACAGUUUGGUGUUAGCAGGAAGACAGCCCAGAGAAUUUGGGCAGAAGCAAAACUCCAAAUUCAGAGUGGAGUACCUGUCAACAUAAGAGGCAGAGUUAAGGGAUAUGAGCACAAAGACAAAUUCCAGCUUGAUGCUGCAAAGGUAAGAGAGCUGUCAGUUCUUGAGAGAUCUAACAUUCGUAAGCUUGCUUAUAAACUUAAUGUAAGCAAGAGCACAGUUGGUAGGUUUGUGAAAAAACAACACCUAAGGCCACACACAAAUGCCAUUAAGCCUAUACUUACCUCUUCAAACAAAGUGGCCAGAAUUAGAUGGAGUCUAAGCCAUAUUCAACCACUCAUAGCCAAUGGUAUGCUAAAAUAUCACCCAAUGCACAAUGUGGUGCACAUAGAUGAAAAAUGGUUUUACAUGACUAAGACUUCAGAAAGGCCACAUUUUGCAGAAAAUGGAGAAGUCAUUUUUGAUGGAAAAAUAGGCAUAUUUCCAUUCACAACUAUGGAGCCAGCAAAGAGGAAGUCCAAGAACAGACCAAGAGGCACUAUGGAGACAAAGCCAAUUCAAUCAGUUAACAAGGAAGUAAUGAGAGCAUGCCUAAUUGAGAAGAUCAUACCAGCAAUCAAGGCAAAAUGGCCACAUAAUGUGAGCAAGGAGAUUUUCAUACAACAAGACAAUGCCAAGCCUCAUAUACACCACAAUGAUGCUGACUUUCUAGCAGUAGCAUCCACAGAUGGGUUCAAGUUUCACAUCAGGUGCCAACCUCCACAAUCCCCAGAUUGCAAUGUGUUGGAUUUGGGAUAUUUUAGAGCAAUCCAAUCUCUACAAGAUGAUAAGGUGGCUAAGGGAGUGGAUGAGUUGUUGAGGAAUGUGCAUAGCUCCUUUGAUGAACUUAGCCCAUACACACUCAAUAAUGUUUUCCUUACUCUACAAGGUUGUCUAACUGAGAUUCUUAAGGUGCAAGGGUGCAAUGGAUACAAGACCCCACACAUGAAUAAAGAGAGGCUAACAAGGAUGGGGACACUGCCACAAGCUUUAGAGGUUGAAGAAGGAGUUGUUAAGGCUGCUGUGGCAUACCUCCAACUGCCAGAGCAUGAUGUGAGUACAAAUUAUGACAUCUCAGGUGUCACAGCAGCUGUGGGCUUCUAG
This is a messenger RNA of Salvia splendens (bonfire salvia), 1272 nucleotides long. RefSeq lists its product as uncharacterized. The record is from RefSeq and is a predicted model, not a curated record. Gene Ontology annotation, molecular function: nucleic acid binding. The coding region runs from base 1 to 1272 and encodes 423 amino acids. NCBI's taxonomy places the organism in Eukaryota, Viridiplantae, Streptophyta, Magnoliopsida, Lamiales, Lamiaceae. The transcript is spliced from 3 exons.